Helianthus annuus (common sunflower) is the source of this 766-nucleotide messenger RNA. RefSeq names its product auxin-responsive protein SAUR50. Lineage: Eukaryota; Viridiplantae; Streptophyta; Magnoliopsida; Asterales; Asteraceae. The transcript has a single exon. Gene Ontology annotation, biological process: response to auxin. The record is from RefSeq and is a predicted model, not a curated record. Bases 299 to 604 code for a protein of 101 amino acids.
CCCAAGCUCAAAAUCCGUAUGCAAAUCCAAAAGGUGUGAUAGUGUCAACGAAAGAUUACAGAAGAAUAUAAACCAUUUUAACAUGUUCUAAAUGCUUUACAUAUCCCCCCAAAAAAACAAAAAAAAACUGGUUGAUCUCUUCUUUCCUUCACCAACAUGCCCACAUGACUAUAUCUCUCUCUCACAGUACAUCCAUAUCUAUUGACUGUAUAUAUGUGAGUGUAUAAAUAGACACUCAAAGCACAUAAAGGCUCAACAAAAACAAAUAACUACAGCUUUGUGUGAUCGAGUUCUGAAAAUGGCUGUCAACAAAACCUCAAGCAAACUCUCACAAACAGCAGUUUUGAAGCACAUAGUGAAGAAGUGUUCAAGCUUGAGUAGAAAACAGCAACAACACUUCGGGGACGCCCCCAAAGGCCACUUUGCUGUGUACGUUGGCAUAAACCGAAGUCGAUAUAUCGUCCCUGUAUCAUUCUUGUCACAUCCUGACUUCCAGAGGCUGCUUCAACAAGCCGAAGAUGAGUUCGGGUUUGAUCACAACUUGGGUCUCACCAUUCCGUGUGAAGAACAAGUCUUUGAGUCACUUACUACCAUGCUUAGGUAGAAAUACAUAAUACGAUUUCUACUCAUUUAUAUUGCGAAAACGAGUUGGAUCAAGUAAAGAUAGUGUAAACUCUUGAGAGGUUAAUAGCACAUAAAUUCUUUCUUCGAUUUGUGUUAACAUUGAAAUAAACAUUGGCAGAUGUCUGAAGCUCCACUACACAAA